GGACCAACUCUUCUCUCUCUCUCUCUCUCUGUCUCUCUCUCCAGCACACACCAGUCUCAUGUCCACUCCUGAACAGAGGCCCUCGGCGUCGCCCCUCCCCUCCAUUCCAGUACAGAGCAUGGAAUUCAAGGGGUUUCGAGCAAUCGAGAGGCAAGUUUCCACGACGUCGCACCACACUCCUCCUCCUCCUCCUUCCACCGUCACUCAUUUCUCCGAACAACCAUUCCGAGGUCCGUGUAAUCCCUCCCCUACCUUUCCCCUCAUAACAACCAAUAACCUCACACAUUAUGAAUCCCUAAUAACAGACAUAGUGGGGUAUUCGGGGCCAGCUUUUGGACGGGCGGCGGAGUUGUUCCAAAACCCUAGCAGCAACGAGCGAGAAGAGAUUCUGCUGCGGGAGAUCGAGAAAGAGAAGAUCAGGCUAGAGUUAAUCGCGGGCGAGAUUUUGCGCAAGCGUGUUCUGCUGGAAGACGAAGUGAGGAGGAGGAGAGACAUGAUGUUGGUGGCGGCCUUGUGCAGACCCCACGAGGGUUUCUCUCUCUCAUCGCCGUGGGCAUUGGAUUUCGGACCUAGAGUCUCGGUUUUGGAUAGCAGAGCUAUCAAGGAGAGACUGGCAUUGUCAUAUGAGGAGAGGCUGCGGGGCUACCGGAAUCGCUCCGGGAUUGUGGGAUUCGAGAUGGUGCCGUUUCAGCGCAUUCCGGAACGUAGGAUUUCUGAGAUCAAAGUCAUCGAAUCUUCUCUUGAGGCUAUGCCGGGGCAAAUUCUCUCUGGUGUGAAGCGUAAAGCUGUGACACUACUGGAGGCAGGUGCUAGUGAGCUCCAUUCGGUAGAUUUGAAGAAAAAACCUAAAGAGGAGUGGAGUUGCUCAAUUUGUCAAGUUAGUGCCUCAAGUGAAUACGGUUUAAAUCAACACUUCCAGGGGAAGAAACACAAGGCCAAGGAGGCAUUGGGACAAAGGGCAGGGGGAACAGGCAAAAACUAUGCAAUUGGGCUUUUCCCGAAGAAAGUGGGCCAGCCUAUUAAGCUUGAUGGGGAGGAGGCCGCAGAAAACCAAUUGGUAGUGGCACAAACUGACUGACAGAAAAACGAUCGAGGUGGAUAGGAGGAAAGGAGCGUGCAUGUGAUUUGGGGGAAACACCACAUUCAGAUACUAAACCAUCCCGAAACGUACGUUUGGAGAUUUAGUAAUGGUACUGUUUGUGUAACUUGUAUACAUUGUACUUUGCAUGUUCGUUUGGAUUCAAGCUUUCAUUUAUUCAAGCAAUCUCUCUCUC
Molecule: messenger RNA, 1274 nt
Organism: Rhododendron vialii
Lineage: Eukaryota; Viridiplantae; Streptophyta; Magnoliopsida; Ericales; Ericaceae
Exons: 3
Coding region: 59-1078 (339 amino acids)
Molecular function (GO): nucleic acid binding; zinc ion binding
Source: RefSeq, a predicted model, not a curated record